GCAAUCUUAUUAUCAAACACUUUUUCAGUUCUUCUGAUAUAUACCACUAACAGGUCUUUUAAAGGUUAUUGACAGAAUUCAUAAUCGCUAAACUUUUCGAUUCUAUUCAUUUCUUCCCCACAACAUAAAGAUCGGAACUGAAAAAUUUUUCAGCCUAAAAGAGAAUGCUUUCUACCAGUACCAAGUUGUCCAGUAGAACAGCCUUAAACGUGGCACGUAGGGCCCUUGUGUCCUCCAGUGUACGUUCCAUUGUGAAUACCACUAAGAAAAAUGCCACCAUGGGUGCUACCACCACUGUGUCUUCUGGAAGAAGACCAACCCCAUCUCCAGCUUUCAACCAACAGUCUUCUCAAACUGAAACUGUCAAGGAAGAAAUCCAUAACAUCGAUUCAAAUGAAAUUAUAAUGGAUGACUCCUUUAUAGGCUUAACCGGUGGUGAAAUCUUCCAUGAAAUGAUGCUUAGACAUAACGUUGAUACCGUCUUUGGAUAUGCUGGUGGUGCUAUUUUACCAGUCUUCGAUGCCAUUUAUAACUCGGACAAGUUCAAGUUUGUCUUGCCCAGACAUGAGCAAGGUGCUGGUCACAUGGCUGAAGGUUAUGCCAGAGCAGCAGGUAAACCAGGUGUUGUUUUGGUUACAUCUGGUCCAGGUGCUACCAAUGUCAUCACUCCAAUGGCCGAUGCCAUGGCUGAUGGUGUCCCACUUGUUGUAUUUACUGGACAAGUGCCAACCACCGCCAUCGGUACCGAUGCUUUCCAAGAAGCUGACGUUAUCGGUAUUUCUCGUCCUUGUACCAAAUGGAAUGUCAUGGUGAAGAACGUUGCUGAAUUACCUCGUAGAAUCAAUGAAGCUUUUGAAAUCGCCACCACUGGUCGUCCAGGUCCAGUUCUUGUGGAUUUACCAAAAGAUGUCACUGCUGCUGUCUUGCGUCACUCUAUCCCAAUUAGAACCACAUUACCUUCUAAUGCAUUGAAGGAAAUUACCAAGGCUGCCACCACCCAAUUUACAACUGAAGCUAUCAAGAGAUCAGCAAAGUUGCUCAACCAAGCCAAGAAGCCAAUCAUUUACGCCGGUGCCGGUCUUCUUAACCAUGAAGACGGUUCAAAGUUGUUGAAGGAAUUGGCUGACAAGGCCAUGAUACCCGUCACCACCACCAUUCAAGCAUUGGGUGCUUUCGAUCAAAGAGAUCCAAAGUCCUUGGAUAUGUUGGGUAUGCACGGUAAUGCCGCCGCAAACACUGCCAUGCAAAGAGCUGAUCUUAUCAUUGCUCUUGGUGCUAGAUUCGAUGACAGAGUCACCGGUAACGUUUCCAAGUUUGCUCCUGCUGCUAAGCUUGCAGCUUCUCAAGGUACUGGUGGUAUCAUUCAUUUCGAAAUCUCUCCAAAGAACAUUAAUAAGGUUGUUGAAGCUACCGAAGCUGUGGAAGGUGAUGUGACUUCUAACCUUGCUGAAUUCAUCCCAUUGGUUGAACAAGUUUCUGAACGUCCUGAAUGGAUGGCUCAAGUUCAAGAAUGGAAGGAAAAGUACCCAUACUCUUACCAACUCGAAACUCCAGGCUCUCUUAUCAAGCCACAAACUCUUAUCAAAGAAAUUUCUGAACAAUCAUCCACCUACGGUAAGGAAGUUAUUGUUACCACUGGUGUUGGUCAACAUCAAAUGUGGGCCGCUCAACACUUCACUUGGACUCAACCAAGAACCAUGAUUACUUCUGGUGGUCUUGGAACUAUGGGUUUCGGGUUGCCAGCCGCUAUUGGUGCCCAAGUCGCCAAGCCUGAUGCCAUUGUCAUUGACAUUGAUGGUGAUGCUUCUUUCAACAUGACCCUUAUGGAAUUAUCUUCUGCUGUGCAAGCUGGUGCUCCAGUCAAGAUCUGUGUCCUUAAUAACGAAGAACAAGGUAUGGUCACUCAAUGGCAAUCUCUUUUCUACGAACAUCGUUACUCUCACACCCAUCAAUCUAACCCUAACUUCAUGAAGCUUGCUGAAGCCAUGGGUGUUACUGGUAUCAAAAUCUCUACCCAAGAAGAAAUGAAGGCUGGUGUGAAGGCAUUCUUGGACUGUAAGACUCCAGUUUUGCUUGAAGUCAUUGUUGAAAAGAAGGUUCCUGUCUUGCCUAUGGUUCCAGGUGGUAACGCCUUGGAUGAUUUUAUUGUCUUUGAUGAAGAAGUUGAAAGACAACAAAAAGUAUUGAGAAAUGAAAGAACUGGAGGAAAGCAUUAAGCUACGGGUUACUUUUAGAAGACUCUCUACAAUCCUCUUUCAUAUAUACAUCAGCAUCGAU
[Candida] anglica is the source of this 2277-nucleotide messenger RNA. The record is from the annotation of a GenBank genome assembly. Lineage: Eukaryota; Fungi; Ascomycota; Pichiomycetes; Serinales; Debaryomycetaceae.